AUGGUGAUGGGAACAUUUUUGUUUGUUUUGCUGCUUGCUCUGCUUAUUUUGUUCUUCCUGAGGCAACUCUGGUCCCGAAGACAUUUGCCUCCUGGUCCUUUGGCUCUACCUCUCAUUGGAACCUUGUGGGCUGAUGGGUUUUGGCUUCGUGAAGAUUAUUUCCGUAAGCCUGCAAAACGAUAUGGAAAUAUAUACUCCAUAUGGAUUGGACAUCACCUUCUAGUAGUGCUGUCUGGAUUCAAAGCUGUGAAAGAAGGAAUGACCAGCUUCCCACAGGAAUUCUCUGAUCGACCGGAUGAUGCUUUCUUGACUGCUAUAGGGAAAGGAUUGGGGAUUAUUUUCUCCAGUGGCCACACCUGGAAACAGCAGAGACACAUUGUCAUCACUUCUCUGCGGAAGCUGGGCCUGGGGAAGAAAAGCAUUGAGCAUCAAAUAGAAGAUGCAGCUCAGAAACUGGUGGAGACCUUUAGACAAACAAAAGGACAGCCAUUUGACCCUUCAUUUCCAAUACGACAUGCAAUUUCUAAUGUCAUAUGUUCUUUGAGUUUUGGCCAUCAGUUUGUUCCUGAAGACGAAAACUUCCAGAAGUUAAUUGAAGCCCUUGAAAUUAUUGUGAAAGUCACUGGUAGCUUUUUCCAUUUGUUAGCCAAGAGUUUGAACCUGCUAUCUGUCCAAUUACACCUGGAGCAGGUGCUCACUUCAACUCUGAAAAUUAUUGCAAUUUUCAUUUUCCAUUUUAAACAUCAGAGCAGGAAUGACUCUACCUACAAUGAAAACAACCUGGCUCAGUGUAUUUUUGAUUUUUUUUCUGCUGGAGUAGACACAACCUUUGCUACUAUGAUGUGGGCCCUGCUCCUCUUGACAAAUCAUCCUGACAUCCAAGAAAAAGUCCAGAAGGAGAUUGAAGAUGUGUUUAGCAUCUCAGGGUCAAUUUCCUAUCAGGAUCGGAAGAAACUGCCCUACACCAAUGCUGUGAUUCAUGAAAUGCAGCGUAUCAAAUAUGCCUUGCUAAUUGGGGCUCCCAGGAAAAGUACAAAGGAUGUGAAGAUGAGGGGUUACCACAUUCCAAAGGAAACCUUUAUUAUCCCAGAUGUGCGCUCUGUUCUUCUUGAUCCUGAACAAUGGGAGAAACCUGAAGAAUUCAACCCAAAUCACUUUUUAGAUAAGGAUGGGAAAUUCAUUGAACGAGAAGAGUUUCUGCCAUUUGGAAUAGGUCAACGUUCAUGUGUGGGAGAACAGCUGGCAAGAAUUGAGACCUUCAUCUUUCUAACCAGCCUGUUGCAGGUCUUUAGACUCCAAUUGCCUGAAGGAGUGAAACAAAUCAAUCAGUCCCCUAUUGUCAAGCUGACAGUGCAUCCACAGCCUUAUAAACUGUGUGCUGUUCCCACACAGGCUUAA
This is a messenger RNA of Protobothrops mucrosquamatus (brown spotted pit viper), 1398 nucleotides long. RefSeq names its product cytochrome P450 2J2-like. NCBI's taxonomy places the organism in Eukaryota, Metazoa, Chordata, Lepidosauria, Squamata, Viperidae. Gene Ontology annotation, cellular component: intracellular membrane-bounded organelle; cytoplasm. Gene Ontology annotation, biological process: arachidonate metabolic process; xenobiotic metabolic process. The transcript is spliced from 9 exons. The record is from RefSeq and is a predicted model, not a curated record. Gene Ontology annotation, molecular function: oxidoreductase activity, acting on paired donors, with incorporation or reduction of molecular oxygen, reduced flavin or flavoprotein as one donor, and incorporation of one atom of oxygen; iron ion binding; heme binding. Bases 1 to 1398 code for a protein of 465 amino acids.